AGUCCCCUUAAUAGGGAAAAAGAAUACCAUUCUCUGUUGUUCGACUACUGGCUCUCAGUGACGUCAGGGUGCACGAUUGCGACGCCUGUGUCUGUGUCGAGCUGACGGGACGAAGGUGGAGCAGACAGUCAACAGUUCUGCGCGGAGUCAGGUCACGUGGUGUCCACCGUGGCGAAGCGCUGCUGACUCUACCGGACCGACCGUCUCUCCGCCCCCGUCCGGCACUCGCCGGUGAGUGAGGUGGAGCCUCGCACCGCGCAAUCCCACGCACUUCACUUGGAGCUGCCUGGACCAAGAAGAGGACGGAGAUGGCUGGAGCCCGGAGACUUGCCCAGGAGCUGAAGCACAUGAAAAACCAGGAGCCGCUCUUGUUGCACUCCAUCAAGGCGGACGAGACCAACCUGUUCACAUGGCAGGGCCUGAUUCUACCUACCCAGGCCCCAUACAACAUGGGAGCUUUCAAAGUGGAGCUCAACUUCCCAGCAGAGUACCCCUUCAAACCUCCAAAGGUCACCUUCAAGACCAAGAUCUACCACCCCAACAUCGACGAGAAGGGCCAAGUCUGCCUGCCCAUCAUUAGCCCGGAGCACUGGAAGCCCGCAACCAAAACAGACACCGUGCUCCAGUCUCUGCUGCAAAUGGUCAAUGAGCCACAAAUGGAGCACCCGCUGAGGCCCGAGCUGGCCGAGGAGUAUACUAAGGACCGGGCCAAGUUCCUCAAGCAUGCAGCAGAGCACACCAAGAAACACAGUGAGCCCAGACCAGAGUGACCGGCCCGCUAGACCUGUUGGCUCAGGCUCCUGAUGCAACUUGCUGAUUGGCCCGCGCCUCUCCAAGAACAUUCCCCCAUGAGGCGGACGGGUUCCUGCUCUAAUCGGAAAUCAUUCACUUUCCUUUCCAAGCUCUGGAGCAAAGCACGGAGAUCCUGAAUCCCUGUACCAUCUUAUCAGACGCCGUCGCCUCAACUUCCUUGUUGACUUGUUCUGUCUCAGCUUUCAAUCUUUGCUUCCUAGACUUUCAUUGAUCGUAAUGUUCAGAACCGGCCCAUAUGUGCUUGAUGCUGUUGUGAGAUGUUUAUUUCUGUGGUGUUUGAUUCUGUCAAUAAAGAGACAGGUGGCUCACAUAAGCCUAACCAUGAAAAAGGUCCAGAAGUG
Molecule: messenger RNA, 1154 nt
Organism: Synchiropus splendidus (mandarinfish)
Lineage: Eukaryota; Metazoa; Chordata; Actinopteri; Syngnathiformes; Callionymidae
Product: ubiquitin-conjugating enzyme E2 L3-like
Exons: 4
Coding region: 309-770 (153 amino acids)
Source: RefSeq, a predicted model, not a curated record